Messenger RNA from Dentiscutata heterogama, 348 nucleotides. The record is from the annotation of a GenBank genome assembly. Lineage: Eukaryota; Fungi; Glomeromycota; Glomeromycetes; Diversisporales; Gigasporaceae.
AUGGCUAAAUAUGUCACUACUACAAGCAAUAGUGUGAAUAUCAUAUUUGACAUUCCUAUUGUUUUAAAAAGACCUAGCACUAAACUUCCCUCUCCUAUUAGACCUUAUUUUUUACAAAAAACUAUUGAUAAUCAGUCAGUAAUUUGCAGUAUCUGUAAAAGUGAAUUCAGCAUAACUAUAGCUACUAGUAACUUAUAUAAACACCUUGACUCUCAACAUACAGGCUGGAAAACAAACAAAUCAUUGCCAAUUCAACAAGUUCUUACAUUUACACCUGAAGCUACAAUUUCAAAACAAACCCUCACAACGGCUCAAAAAACUAAAUUUAAUAUGUUAGUAGCUAAAUGA